AUAUUGUUAGUGAUGAUGAUCCUGAUGUCCUGCUGCCUCUCCUCCUCUUCCUCUCUCAGGAUGAAGAUGAUGUCCAGCAUCCUGCUGCUCCUCAUCCUCAGCUCAUGUCUCUGUGCAGCAACAUUUGUAGUGAAUGUGACACAGAGCAGCUAUCAGGCAGAGGAGAAGCAGAGCAUCACUCUGGAGUGGACCUUCACCACCAAGACUCACACAUCGACUGAUUCCUUCUUCAUAAGCUGUGAUCUGAUCACUAAUCAUGGAGUUCUUGCCCUCUAUCAUGUAUAUAAAGGUGUUGAGCUGUCAGAGUCUCAGGAUGAUCAGUUUUCAGGACGAGUCCAGAGCAACAAAGACGUCCUCAGAGAAGGACGAAUCAGACUCCAUGUGUCCAGACUGAGGACUGAAGACUCUGGUCUGUAUCUGUGUGACGUGAUGACAGAUUAUGGAGUUGGGUCUGCAAAAUGUCAAGUUAAAGUUCACCUUCAAUCUCGGAUGGAAAAGAAACAGGGACAUCUCUUGUCAGUUUUGUCAACCAAACAUAACGUCAAACCUCAGGGAACGACUGUGAAUCCACAAUCAAAGGUUUGGGGACGGAUUCCAAUCUAUAUCUUAGUAGGACUGACAGCAGCAUUCCCUGUAGCUCUAUUGGUCAAAGAGCUGCUUCACAUUUGUUCAUCUACAGCAGGGGUGUUAAACUCCAGUUCUCAAGGGCCACUGACCUGCAGUUUGAUGUGCCACAGGUACAAAACACAGAAAUGA
This is a messenger RNA of Poeciliopsis prolifica (blackstripe livebearer), 756 nucleotides long. RefSeq lists its product as uncharacterized. Gene Ontology annotation, cellular component: external side of plasma membrane. The record is from RefSeq and is a predicted model, not a curated record. The coding region runs from base 13 to 756 and encodes 247 amino acids. The transcript is spliced from 2 exons. Gene Ontology annotation, biological process: cell surface receptor signaling pathway; cellular response to lipopolysaccharide; negative regulation of T cell proliferation. Lineage: Eukaryota; Metazoa; Chordata; Actinopteri; Cyprinodontiformes; Poeciliidae.